Messenger RNA from Protopterus annectens (West African lungfish), 1699 nucleotides. RefSeq names its product G protein-coupled receptor 6 (gene GPR6). The transcript has 2 exons. Gene Ontology annotation, biological process: G protein-coupled receptor signaling pathway. Gene Ontology annotation, molecular function: sphingosine-1-phosphate receptor activity. Lineage: Eukaryota; Metazoa; Chordata; Ceratodontiformes; Protopteridae. Gene Ontology annotation, cellular component: membrane. Bases 360 to 1343 code for a protein of 327 amino acids. The record is from RefSeq and is a predicted model, not a curated record.
GUAUUGGAAAUACUAAGGCAAGUACCUUUUUGCAGCAAGUAACACGUGAUCGUGGAUCACUCCUAUAGCAGCACUAGCCAUUGACGUCAGGAAACCUUAUCAGCAUACAGAGCACGGGCUAACAACAGCAGCUGCAGCAUUUUGUCUGCCCCAUCACUUAGUUUCACCCAUCGGUUUCUCGUGUCUUUGAAACCUAAUGUCUAAAGUGAAAUUCGUUGCAGGAAAUCUGGCUGAAUACCAUAGAAAGAUAUUGCACAACUUUGCUAGAAAUCAAUUCUUACUCAAAUCAAUUCAGAAUAAGGACUACUUAUGAAAGAGUUUGCACAUCAGUAACCCCAGGGUACCUUUAUUCCAAAGAGAUGAAUGAAAGCUUCUAUGGAAAUGAGUCUGCUUAUCCAGUUCCUUGGAUUGAAGCCAACGAUGGCAAUUCAUCUUUGGAGCUUUCCUCCCGGCUCCCACACUCGGCUGUCAACCCAUGGGAUAUUAUGCUGUGUAUUUCUGGGACAAUAAUCGCCUGCGAAAAUGCAAUUGUCGUGGCUAUAAUAUGCUACACUCCAACAUUAAGAACACCGAUGUUUGUGUUGAUCGGGAGCCUGGCAACCGCUGAUCUCUUGGCAGGAUGUGGAUUAAUUCUUAAUUUUGUAUUUCAGUAUUUAAUUCAAUCCGAGAUGAUUAACCUUCUCACAGUUGGCUUCUUGGUAGCAUCUUUCACAGCUUCUGUAAGUAGUCUAUUAGCCAUUACUGUGGACCGAUACCUUUCACUUUAUAAUGCGUUGACUUACUAUUCCGAAAGAACUAUACUAUGCAUCUACUUGAUGCUUAUUGUAACCUGGGGUGCCUCCAUAUGCUUGGGGCUACUGCCCAUACUGGGCUGGAACUGUUUAGAUGAUGUUUUGGAGUGCAGCAUAGUCAGACCCCUAACAAAAAGCAAUGUGACUCUUUUAUCUGUUUCAUUUUUCGUGGUUUUCUCCAUCAUGUUGCACCUUUACAUAAAGAUCUGCAAAAUAGUUUGCCGGCAUGCCCACCAGAUCGCUCUCCAGCAGCAUUUUCUCACAGCUUCUCAAUAUGUGGCUACGAAAAAAGGAGUUUCUACUCUAGCUAUAAUACUUGGGACAUUUGGGGCCAGCUGGCUGCCUUUUGCAAUAUAUUGCUUAGUGGGAGAGUACAAUUAUCCUGCAGUAUACACUUAUGCAACUCUCUUGCCUGCCACCUACAACUCCAUGAUCAACCCCAUUAUUUAUGCUUACAGAAAUCAAGAGAUCCAGAGAUCCACGUGGGUACUCUUUUGCGGAUGUUUCCAGUCCAAAGUGGCCUUUCGCUCAAGGUCCCCCAGUGACGUCUGAGUUGACUUUUCUGUAAUGACAGUUUAUCUUCUGUUCCCUGUGAUGACUUACCACACAGAUACACUAAACGGCGGACUUAAACGUUAGCACUUUAACUUUGUAUUUUAGGGAGACUGUGAUGAUCAGCUCCCCUUUCUAAGAACAAUGUGGUUGUAUAUGGAAUUAUCACGUGUGAAGUGAUUAGAUUCCAGUACUGCUUUUAUGAUAGCACUUUAUUUCUAGCUGCUGAUUUACCAGAGGAGUGUUGCACACCUUUAUGAAAAGCACUGUAUUUUGUCAUACGUUGUGAUAUAUUUUGUGUAUACAUUGUGAUAUAAUUCGUAUUUUGUACUUAAAAUAAAUUACAGUUCAAAUUA